This is a messenger RNA of Bipolaris oryzae ATCC 44560, 1218 nucleotides long. RefSeq lists its product as uncharacterized. Lineage: Eukaryota; Fungi; Ascomycota; Dothideomycetes; Pleosporales; Pleosporaceae. The record is from RefSeq and is a predicted model, not a curated record. The transcript has 2 exons. The coding region runs from base 1 to 1218 and encodes 405 amino acids.
AUGACGCUUCGCACAUCCGAUCUUUUUGAAUGCUUCUGUGGCCGCACCUAUACGUAUGCGAUUGAUCUGGAAGAACAUCGAAGGGCGCGAGGUCACUUUCCCUCACAUGUCUGUAGAGGUAGUUGCAGACAUCCUCCAGUGGCUCAGUACAACUUUACCAUUCGCAAAUGUGGCUAUUGCGGCAAACUCUGUGAGCGCCUGGAUAUCUUUGAAGACCACUACAUUGCUACUGGGCAUUGUUUCUGUUCGGAAUGCGACCUCCCCUUCGAAAGCCAGAGCGCUUGGAAAAAUCACUGCGAGGUAGAGCUCCAUGCUUCCGAGUAUCGUUGUUGCAACUGUGACAUCUCUUUCAAAGAUAUCCACGCCUUGAACGCGCAUAUGGCGAGACUUGUGCAUCGGAACCCUCUCCAGCAACAGCCCCACGGCAAUGCAAGAAAGGCGGAAAAAGUCACCACAGCAAGUGCGGGUGAUCGGACAUGCAAGAAAUGUCAGCGAACCUUUCCGUCUCUUCAGUCUUUUCAACAACAUUGGAAAGGAUGCAAAAGAAAGUUCAGUGCACCGUCGGCUCUGCUGCACCAUCUGGAAAGUGGAAAGUGCUGUUCAGGCAUGGACCGUGAUGACAUCUACGACAUCGUUCAGCUAUACGACAAAGAUCACACGAUCCACACCCUCCCAAAACUCACGCCUUCGAGCUCCACUUACUUGUCGGCACAUGGUUUAUCUCCUGAUUCUGGAACGCCAACAGCGUCUCUCGAUAGUUCAGAUGGCUGGCUACUGGUCACUCCCACACACUCUCAGGGUAGUGUAGAGGGUAGUCUAGUAGAUUGGACACCGCUUGAGGAUAGUCGUCUCUCGCUUGGAAGUAGACACGUGAUUGACGGAAUUAAGCCUGAACUCCGUUGUCCACUUUGUCCAAGGAAGUCCAAAGCCUUUCGUACGAUACAGGCUCUUCAGCAGCACAUAGUAUCUCCAGCACACUGUGAUAAGGUCUACCACUGCCCACGUAACCUCCUCUCAAUCAACUCCAGCAAGGCUGAAACAAAGCAAGGAAAAGCAAAGCAAUUUACAACUCUCAGUGGACUAGCUCAGCAUUUAGAGAGUGGGGCCUGCCAUGGUGGCAGGCAGACGUUCCUGCGUUGUAUUGAGUUCAUCCAACAGCAUUUGGGGCAAUGGGGACUUGGAGGGAUGCGCCUUUUGUUGCCAGGCUCCCAAGAUUGA